GCCCGCGGCUUCACAUACAGCUUCGACACACGUUUCAGAGCUUCGGGGGUCGAUGAAAGGUGUCUCAGAGACGGCGGUUCGCUGCUUUACUUACCUGUUUUCUGGUUAAAUGGCUGCUGUCCUCAAGAGCUCCGCUGUCUGGCGCUUUGUCCGACUGUCCAGGUCCCUCAGACUGUCUGCAGCUUCGAGUGUGAAGAUCCACACCACUGUUUCUCCACAGAUGGGUGUGACGAUGGAACAAUUUGAGGAGGCAAAGAGCAAACUGUCCACACUGAAGGACGACCCAGGAAACGAGGUCAAACUAAAAAUCUACGCUCUCUUCAAACAGGCCAUUCAGGGUCCCUGUAAUACUCCCAAACCCGGGAUCCUGGACUUUGUCAACAAGGCCAAAUGGGAUGCAUGGAAAUCUCUGGGCUCCAUCUCACAGGACGAUGCCCGGCAGCAGUACUGUGAUCUCAUUGGUUCUCUGGUGGCUGCUGAGGGAACAGACUCCACCCACGUUGCAGCCCAGUCCACAGGAAGCGGGACCAACUACAACACGCUGUUGGUGACAACUGAAGACAGCAUCACCACCAUCAAACUGAACCGACCGGGCAAAAAGAAUGCCAUCACCACUGAGAUGUACAGUGAAAUCAUCAAUGCUCUGGAGCAGGCGGCGAGAGAUGACUCCGUCCUCACCGUGUUUACUGGUGCUGGUGAUUUCUAUUGCAGUGGAAACGACUUAACCAACUUCACCAAAAUCCCUGAAGGCGGUGUGGAGAAGAUGGCCAGAGAGGCCGGAGCUCUGCUCAGAAAGUACGUGAAUGCUUACAUCGACUUCCCCAAGCCGCUCGUGGCCGUGGUGAACGGACCAGCAGUGGGAAUCUCUGUCACAGUACUGGGACUGUUUGACUUGGUCUAUGCUACUGAGCGGGCCACCUUUCACACGCCAUUCAGCCAGCUGGGUCAGAGUCCUGAAGGCUGCUCGUCCUACACCUUCCCCAGAAUAAUGGGUGUCGCCAAGGCCAGUGAGAUGCUGCUGUUCAAUAAGAAGCUGACGGCGGUUCAAGCGUGUGACCUGGGUCUGGUGACGGAGGUUUUCCCUGACAGCAGCUUCCAGUCGGAGGUUUGGACCAGACUGAAGACGUACGCCAAGCUGCCUCGCAACUCUGUCGCUCUGUCUAAGCAGCUGAUUCGCUCGCUGCAGAAGGAGCGUCUCCACAGCACCAACGACGCCGAGGUGGAGCGUCUGAUUGAGCGCUGGACGUCUGACGAGUGCUUCAAUGCCGUCAUGAGCUUCUUCCAGGCCAAGUCCAAGCUAUGAGAUCGGAAACAUGGAGCAUUUCCCUAAAGUCGUCACAGUGGGGGGGGGGGGCACACUUUAACAGCAAAAAAUAGGAAGUGGCUCACGUUCACUGUCACAAGCCAGUUUUUACUGGUUGUAUUUGUACGACUUUAUUAGCGGCUGAGCAUCAACUAUCUCACUUUUAAUUACGAGCUCAUGUGCACAUGCUGCAGUUUACAUUUUGUCAGUAUCACGUUUAUACACGACCUCAGAAGUAACAUCUGUAAACUGCACGUAAGAACAUGACCACUGGGGAGGCAGCACAUACAGAUAAUUCAGCUCUAAUCUGCCCCCUGGUGGUGAAGCGCCUGAGGUUGUUGUGCGCUCAGCAGGACGCUCUGAAGGAUGGUGCCAAAAUCCCCAUU
This is a messenger RNA of Thalassophryne amazonica, 1689 nucleotides long. RefSeq names its product enoyl-CoA delta isomerase 2 (gene eci2). The record is from RefSeq and is a predicted model, not a curated record. Gene Ontology annotation, molecular function: fatty-acyl-CoA binding. Bases 110 to 1303 code for a protein of 397 amino acids. NCBI's taxonomy places the organism in Eukaryota, Metazoa, Chordata, Actinopteri, Batrachoidiformes, Batrachoididae. The transcript is spliced from 11 exons.